UUCAGAUAGCAAUCUGGCUGACAAUCUUCAAGUCAUAAAAUUUUUGGAGCCUUAUCCUGUUAAUCGUCCCCCUUUCUCUCUCGGUCUGUCUCUUCCCCCUCCUUUAUUCUCCCCUCACCAGAAAAACAAGCGCCACCCUCAAAACCCGACAAUGUAGACCAACACAAUGCAAGACACACUCCCUUUCCUCUCCAAAAACAACCCUUUCCCUCCCUUACUGUCCUCCCCCCACCACCACCACCAUAAACACCAUGAUUUUCCUUCACUUUCUCGCCCAAGAAACCUCCACUUCCCCACUUUUUCUUCCAAAACAAUCACUAGUCCUCUCCCUCCCAAACCACCCAAAAUCCCAGAAAUCCCUUCCAUAUCCCCACCCCCAAGCUCCCACUCCGACUUCCAAGAAAAAAUGCUUCACCUUGACUCCAUCGGUCUUGAUUUUUUCUCCCUAAUCCAACACCACCCUCCCAUCAUAACCACCUCUCUCGAUGAUCUAAAAUCAGCGGUUGAUUUUCUCACCUCCUUCAACUUCACUACGCUCGAGCUACGGCGAAUCCUCUCCAUGUGUCCUGAAAUCCUAACCACCAAACCAACUUCGCUGCUCCCAAUCUUCACUUUCCUCCUCCGCGAAGCCCGCGUCAACGGCUCUGAUUUAAAGAAAGUAAUCAACCGACGACCCAGAUUGCUCACAUGCAACGUGGAAACCCAGCUGCGUCCCACCCUCUAUUUCCUUCAAAACAUCGGCAUCUCCGAGUCAAGUCACCUGGAGAUGAACUGAGGGGAUGUUCAGUUCUCUAUGUCAGUAAAUGUAAGUCUUGCUUAAGUUCUCUGUGUUACCUGAAAUCAAGUUAUAUCCCUGCUGAAUUCUGAGUCAGUUAUGAUGGCUGGCCUAGGUUUUGACAUGAUAAUUACCAAGGCAUUCGAUUAUAUUAAUAGAUAGUUCAAGUAUCAGCUAAGUUGGAACCAUGCCUCAGCAAACAACUUUUGUUUUCUUCCAUUAUGGACUUGAAAGUACUGUCCUCCCCUUCCUGAAGCAUCAUUUCUCCUGUCAUUGGUAUCUAUGAAAUUAAGAUGGUUUUAUAGUUGUUCGUAGCAGCAUUUAGUUGAAGUUGAAAGAUUGUGUCGACACUUGGUCUUUGACCCCUAUCUAAUUCUUGGUUGGAAGGAGGAUGAGAACUGAGACAGUAAAAGAGAUAAUAAUAAUAAUAAACCUUUGGUGUAUAAUCCUAUUAAGCAAGCUUGUUUGUGGGCUGUGGCCAUGCUGGAUUGUUCACUUGCAUUUUCAGUGGCCUAAUCCAUGCCUUUGGACAAA
This is a messenger RNA of Theobroma umbraticum, 1309 nucleotides long. Lineage: Eukaryota; Viridiplantae; Streptophyta; Magnoliopsida; Malvales; Malvaceae. The record is from RefSeq and is a predicted model, not a curated record.